AUGGCCGGGAAGGGGGAAGGUCGGGCGAUCGGGAUCGAUUUGGGCACGACGUAUUCGUGUGUGGCUGCAUGGCACCACAACCGCAUCGAGAUCAUACCCAACGAGCAGGGCAACCGCACCACACCCUCUUACGUCGCUUUCACCGACAACGAGCGUCUCAUCGGAGACGCCGCCAAUGCUCAUACUAACACCGUUUUCGAUGCAAAGAGGCUGAUUGGCCGUAAAUUCAAUGAUCCAAUGGUUCAGAGUGACAUGAAACUCUGGCCAUUCAUGGUCAUUUCUGGUGCUGCUGAUAAGCCUAUGAUCGUGGUAACCUACAAAGGAGAGGAGAAACAGUUUUCACCUGAGGAGAUCUCUUCAAUGCUCCUAUCUAAGAUGAAGGAUGUCGCUGAGUCCUAUCUUGGAUCACCUGUCAAGAAUGCUGUCGUGACCGUGCCUGCUUAUUUCAACGACUCUCAGCGUCAGGCCACCAAGUCCGCUGGAACCAUUGCCUGCCUCAAUGUUGUGAGGAUGAUCAACGAGCCUACUGCUGCAGCCAUCGCAUACGGUCUAGAUAAAGGUGGUGAUGUGGCUAAGAAUGUGCUUAUUUUCGACCUUGGUGGUGGCACGUUCGAUGUGUCUGUGGCCACGAUUGAGGCGGGGAUCAUUGAUGUGAAGGCUAUUGCCGGUGACACUCAUCUUGGAGGGCAAGACUUUGACAGUAGGAUGGUGAAUCAUUUGGUGAAAGAGUUUGAAAGGAAGAAUGGUAGGGAUAUUAGUAUGAAUCCGAGAGCUAUUAGGAGAUUGAGGAGUGCUUGUGAAAGGGCUAAGAGAGUCCUUUCCUCCACUUCCCAAACUAAUAUUGAGAUUGAAUCUUUGUUCGAGGGGAUUGAUCUGUUUUCGAGUAUCACUCGUGCUAAAUUUAAUGAGCUCAACAUGGAUUUGUUCAACAAGUGUAUGGAAGUGGUUGAGAAAUGCUUGAGUGAUGCAAAGAUGAAGCGGAGGGGUGUGGAUGAGGUGGUGCUGGUGGGCGGGUCGAGUAGGAUUCCAAUGGUGCAAGAGCUGUUGAAGGAGAUGUUCAAUGGGAAGGAGGCGUGCAAGAGCAUUAAUCCAGACGAAGCCGUGGCGUAUGGUGCUGCUGUGUUGGGUGCAGAAUGUGGUGGUUCGGAUGUUACUCCUUUGUCUCUUGGUAUUGAAUGCAAUGGAGAUGUGAUGAGUGUAAUUAUUCCGAGGAACACACCUAUCCCAACAAGGGAAGAGGCGUUGUUUAGUUCGUAUCCCAUCAAGGACAAUCAGACCAAUGUGUGGUUUUCCGUGUACGAGGGCGAAAGAAGCAAAGCAACAGACAACAAUCUGGUAGAUGAAAUCAGUCUCCCAGACAUACCAGGAGAGCCCAGAGGUGUUGGUACAUUCAAAGUGUGCUUCGACAUUGAUGAGAAUGGUAUCUUGAAUGUGUCAGCAGAGCACAUAGGGAGUGGAGUGAAGAACAACAUCAGCAUCACCAACUACAUGGGCAAGGGCAGGCUGUCCAAGAAACAAAUAGAGAAGAUGAUUCGCGAUGCAAACAAGUGCAAGAGGGAGGACGAAGAGUAUAUGAACAAGUCUGAUUAUAGGAAAGCUUUGAUGGAGUACGCAUACGACAUGAGGAACUAUGAGAGAUGUGUACCAGGUAUGAUGGAAGCGGCCGACAAGAAGAAGAUAGACAAGGCUUUCGUGUUCACUAUGAUGUGGUUGGAGUUGCACAAAGCCGAGGAGGUAGAUGAUGCUGAGCCUUUCAUUAACAAGAUGGAGGAGCUUAAGAGGUUUUACAAUCCCAUCGUUGCCAAGACGCACCAAAGUCCCAGUAUUAAGAUGUGGUUUAGUAUUGAAUGCAAGGCUUUGCUUCGUUGGAUAGUGAAUAAAUACACGGCUUUGCUUCGUUGGAUAAUACAUAACUUGUAG
Salvia splendens (bonfire salvia) is the source of this 1920-nucleotide messenger RNA. RefSeq names its product heat shock 70 kDa protein 18. Lineage: Eukaryota; Viridiplantae; Streptophyta; Magnoliopsida; Lamiales; Lamiaceae. Bases 1 to 1920 code for a protein of 639 amino acids. The transcript is spliced from 4 exons. Gene Ontology annotation, molecular function: ATP-dependent protein folding chaperone; ATP binding. The record is from RefSeq and is a predicted model, not a curated record.